Linum tenue is the source of this 852-nucleotide messenger RNA. The record is from the annotation of a GenBank genome assembly. Lineage: Eukaryota; Viridiplantae; Streptophyta; Magnoliopsida; Malpighiales; Linaceae.
AUGUGGAAACCUUCAGGCCACAUGGAUGUGCUCGAUCUGGAUCAUGAUUGUUUCAUGGUCAAAUUCACCAACAGGGCUGACUACCUGACUUCCCUAUCAGACGGCCCGUGGAUGAUCCUCGAACAUUACCUGGUGGUUCAGCCAUGGUCCCAGGAUUUCCGACUCAAAGAGAAGCUCCCACCAAGCAUCACGGCAUGGGUAAGAUUUCCGGCUCUACCCAUCCAGUACUACCACAAUCAGAUUUUGACGGUGAUAGGCAAUCUUUUCGGGAAAACAAUCCGCAUUGAUCUAAACACUCUCACCGUUCAAAGAGGGAAGUUUGCUAGAAUGGCUAUCGAAAUUGACGUAUCCAAACCCCUACGCACAAGAUUUUGGCUAGAUGGGCACUGGCAAGCAGUGGAAUAUGAAAAUUUACCUCAGUUGUGCUUCACCUGCGGCAGAAUCGGUCAUCAAGAAGAGCUUUGUCCCACCAGGAGACUUCAUGAACCAACCACCAACCCAAUCUCUUCGCCACAGACGAAUAGCACUCAGCAUCACCAUGAACCAAAAGCCACUUACGGCCCUUGGAUGCAAGUCCAGAGACGCAAUUGGAGAAAUCCGAAACAAGGUAACCCAGGUGCCACCGACCACACUCACCGGGAAAGAACUCAGAAAAACGCCGGCAAAACAACAUCUCUGAAUCUGCACCGACAAGGUAAUAUCAAUAUUGUCAGAAGAGGCCCAACUACCCAGGACAACAACAAUAAACAAAGCUCUCCUUCUGGCAAUGACAACGACAUCAACAUGGAGGAAGAGCAGAGCAUUAAAACAGGAAUGGGCGACCUCACCAAGGAAGAAACUGUAGCAAAAUAA